AUGUCUUCCUCACCAGACUUCAAGGGAUGGGUCGCUCACGACCCCUCUGCCGCCGACGGAAACAUGCAAUGGGGUGACUACACCCCCAAGAACUUCGAGUCCACCGACAUCGAGAUGGAGAUCAGCCACUGCGGUGUCUGCGGCUCUGACAUUCACACUCUCCGCUCCGGCUGGGGCCCCUCGGACUACCCUCUUGUCGUCGGUCACGAGAUCAUCGGAAAGAUCACCCGUGUAGGAGACGAUGUCAAGGACCUCAAGGUCGGUGACCGCGUUGGUGUUGGUGCUCAGAGCGACUGCUGCGAGAGCUGCAGGCCCUGCAAGACUAAGCAGGAAAGCAACUGCAACAACUUCGUCAUGACCUACAACGGCAAGUACAAGUCUGGCGACAAGGCCAUGGGUGGUUACGCAAAGAACUGGCGUGGACCUGCUUCUUUCGCCAUUCCCAUUCCUGAGGGUCUGCCUUCAGAGUACGCCGCUCCUCUCAUGUGCGGUGGUGUCACCGUCUACAACCCCCUCGUCUCCUACGGUGCCGGCCCAGGAAAGCGCGUCGGUGUUGUCGGUAUUGGUGGUCUCGGUCACUUCGCCCUCCUUUUCGCGAAGGCUCUCGGAUGCGACGAGGUCGUUGCCAUCUCCCGUUCUUCAAGCAAGAAGGCCGAUGCUAUGGAGCUCGGCGCUGACAAGUUCAUCGCCACUGGCGAGGACCCCGAAUGGAUGACCAAGAACGCCGCCGGCCUGGACAUCAUCAUCUCCACCAUCUCUGGUGGUUUCCCUCUGGACCAGUACCUCAACCUCCUUGACGUCAACGGCACUUUCGUUCAGCUCGGUGCUCCUGACGACCCAUUGCCCUCUUUCUCCCCCAUGGGCCUCAUCUUCAAGAACUUGAAGAUCGCUGGUAGCUUGAUCGGCACCAGGCAACACAUCCGCGACAUGUUGGAGUUGGCCAAGAAGACCAACCUGAAGGCUUGGGUCCAAGUUAGGCCCAUGUCCGAGGCCAACGACGUCAUUGUCGACUUUGAGAAGGGCCUUCCCAGGUACCGUUACGUGCUCAAGAACUAG
This is a messenger RNA of Alternaria arborescens, 1056 nucleotides long. RefSeq lists its product as hypothetical. Gene Ontology annotation, biological process: alcohol metabolic process. Gene Ontology annotation, molecular function: alcohol dehydrogenase (NADP+) activity; zinc ion binding. Bases 1 to 1056 code for a protein of 351 amino acids. The record is from RefSeq and is a predicted model, not a curated record. The transcript has a single exon. Lineage: Eukaryota; Fungi; Ascomycota; Dothideomycetes; Pleosporales; Pleosporaceae.